Messenger RNA from Juglans regia (Persian walnut), 1257 nucleotides. RefSeq lists its product as uncharacterized. The transcript has a single exon. Bases 220 to 855 code for a protein of 211 amino acids. The record is from RefSeq and is a predicted model, not a curated record. Lineage: Eukaryota; Viridiplantae; Streptophyta; Magnoliopsida; Fagales; Juglandaceae.
GAGAAAAAUAAAUAAAUAAAACCAUGUGGGCACUUGGAUACUAAAAGAGUAGCAGCGAGUAGAAGGAUAUCAUUACACUUUUUUCCUACUCUCAUUCCCGUCCCGGUCCACCUCCCCCUACUCCCCCCACUACAUUCUGCGACUCUCCGCCACAUCAGUUCCCCACUCCCCCCGUCCCUCUCUUUCUGUUACUUGGCGAAUCUGUCAGACCCAAUCAAAAUGGAGUUCACCAGGCACCAUCACCGCCGUUCACCCUCCUCCGACCGCUUCCUCGGCGUUUUCUCCCUUCCGACGCCAUCAUCCACUGAAUCCCCCGGAGAACACGAGCUCAACGAAGCAGAAGUCUUCUGGACCGCUGAUUUUACCGAACCUAACCGCUCCGAUACCCACCAUGAUCACCAUCGCCGCUUGAAUUUCGGGCAAUCGAUGGAAUCCGGAAUCCUCUCCGUGCUACCCGAAGCCCAUCGAUUGCGCUACCAGGCUCUCCGUGAGGGACCAGUCCUGUGCCGCAAGCCUUCAAUAUCAUCCACGUCCUUGUCGUCAUCGAAGGCGAUUCCAUCAAUCCCGAGACCGCCGGAGAGGGAGUACUUGCACCACCAUCAGUCGGCGCCGAUGAAGGUGCCGGUACUCUCGAAUGCCACGGCGAAGAGGAGUAACGUACUGCUUCUCGAGGUGGAAGACGAUGACGGAGAAGACGCCGAGAUGUUACCACCUCACGAGAUCGUUGCCAGGGGCUCCGGGGUGUCGCCUAAGACGACGUUUUCGGUUCUGGAAGGUGUUGGAAGGACUCUCAAGGGAAGGGAUCUGCGCCAGGUUAGAAAUGCUAUCUGGCGCAAAACUGGCUUUCUCGAUUGAUUUUCCCUCAUUCUCGGUAUUAACAUAACUGACUAUGGUUUAGCCACUUUUUCUUUCUUGUUUUCUCUUGAAUAUGAAAAAUAGAGGGGUUUUGUUCCGAGAGUUUGUUGAUUGAUUUGAGACUUUUAAGUGGACGAGUCGGUGUUAUUUUUAAUAUACAUAUUACAUAUAUUAUGGUAUUUACAGAUUUGGGGACAAGGAAAGGUAGAAGAAGAUGAAACUGAAGUAAAACCAUUGUUUGAGUGAGUGACUGGGUGCUUGCUGUUUUGCCAUUGCAUCGUCGUCAUUAAUUUUAUAGUCAAAUACUCCAUAGAAGUGCUGGCACUUGGCAGUUUGCUGGAUGCGAUGAACUUGAAAAUUAAUUGAAGGAUAUCAUGAACUUGUGCAGCAUACAUUAUUACA